This is a messenger RNA of Quercus robur (English oak), 747 nucleotides long. RefSeq lists its product as uncharacterized. The coding region runs from base 1 to 747 and encodes 248 amino acids. The transcript has a single exon. Lineage: Eukaryota; Viridiplantae; Streptophyta; Magnoliopsida; Fagales; Fagaceae. The record is from RefSeq and is a predicted model, not a curated record.
AUGGGGGGUGACCCUUUAAAGAGGAAUCAGAACCUGUACAGUACUUACCAUAGGGAUAAGGGGCAUACCGCUGAACAAUGCAGAAUGUUAAAAGAUCAUCUGGAGCAGUCAGUAAAGGCGAGGUAUUUGAAAGAGUUCAUGGUGGACCCUAGCAAUCAGGAAGCCGGGCAGAGUGUUCGGACUCGUGGGAAUCCUCUCCCACCCCCAUUAGGAGUAAUAGAAGUCAUCCACGCGGCCCCAAGGGGUGCUCAGGUGUCCAAGAGGAGGGGGGUGCUGGCUGUGGUACCGGCAGGAAGUUGCGUGGGUGAGCAACCCUCCGAGAAGAAGUUGAAGUACACUCGGGAUCCCAUCGCUUUCAAUGACGAUGAUCUAGAAGGCACAAUUCAACCACAUGAUGAUGCUUUGGUGAUUACAGCCCGAAUGAAUGGUUUCAUAAUAAAGAGAGUAUUGAUAGAUCAGGGGAGUGGUGGCAAGGUGAUGUAUCCCGACCUAUUCAAAGGGCUUAGCCUGAAGAAUGAAGAUCUCUCUAAGUAUGACAUGCCCCUAAUGGGGUUUGAUGGUCGUAUGGUGAUCCCAGAGGAGCAGAUCUCGCUUCCUGUGAAUAUGGAAGGUAAGGAGGUGAUGGUAACAUUCAUAGUGGUCGCUUCUUUUUCUUCGUACACGUUGAUCCUUGGAAGGCCGUGGAUUCAUGCAAUGGGGGCUGUACCAUCCACCCUACAUGUGAAGGUCAAGUUCUGCACCGAGUAA